GAUUUUAUUAAGGAACCUGUGCGGGGGUCUUCUUCUUAUAGGGGGAGUCCCCAAACAUGCAAUAUAUCGUUCAAAGAACAGGAACACGGUCAAUGCCCGACUGGGUUUGACGAUUCUUCGUCGAAUUCCUAUUGGGUUUAUGACUAAAUUAAACAUCUACAGCGUUUUUACGUUUUUCUUCGUAUUUGACUUUGAGUUUGCGUAUAAUUCUGAUGCACCCCGAAUCUUUGUGCAUUCGUUUUCUGUUCGUUGUCGUUUGCCUCCUUUAACUGGCGUUCUAUAUGUUUGAUUUCGUCAAUCUCAAAGUUCUGCACCUCUUCUUUUUCUUUUCAUCUGGGUAGAUUCAAAGAGAUAGAGAGAGCGUAUCUUUUUGUUAAUCUUACUUUGUCGAAUAGAGUAUUCCUUCAAACCCAAAAGAGAGGAAAAAGAAAAGGUGUUGCGUGGAGUAUCUUUCUUUUCGAGACUGGGAAGAUUGUGGCUUUUUCAGCAAUUUCGUUUCUUCUCUGAUCCGGGUCUCUCUGUCUCCACCGUUCUUGAUUUGUUAGAGGUAAAAAGUUCAUCAGCUAUGCACAGAUAACAUUGUGCAUUAUGGGUUGGUUCAACAAAAUUUUUAAAGGCUCUAACCACAGAAUUUCAGAAGAAAAUUAUCAUGGGAGUUAUGGGGAGGAUUCUCAUUAUUAUGCACCUUCAACUUCAGGGGAUAUCUGGUCGGAGCAGGAGAGUGAAGAUAUUGAUCGUGCCAUUGCAUUAUCCCUUUUGGAAGAAAAUCGAAAGGGCAGAAAUGUAACCGAUAAUAAAUCUCAGAUAGAAGAAGAUGAGCAGUUUGCCAGAGCCUUACAAGAAAGCUGGAACUCUGAACCUUCUCCCCAGUUUGGACAUGGAAAUGGAAAUAUGCCCCUAUAUGGACAUGGAAAUGGAAAUGUGCCCCAGUUUGGACAUGGAAAUGGAAAUGUGCCUCAAUAUGGACAUGGAAAUGUAAAUGUGCCCCAAUAUGGACAUGGAAAUGGAAAUAUGUAUCAACCAAUGCCAGUCCACUUCCCAAUGGGUUUCAGGGUUUGUGCUGGUUGCAAUAUGGAGAUUGGCCAUGGACGAUUUCUAAAUUGCCUAAAUGCAUUUUGGCAUCCAGAAUGUUUCUGUUGUCAUGCCUGUAACCUACCAAUUUCUGAUAACGAGUUCUCCAUGUCUGGGAAUUACCGUUUUCAUAAAUCUUGCUACAAGGAGCGGUUCCAUCCCAAAUGUGAUGUUUGCCGGCACUUUAUUCCGACAAACCCUGCUGGUCUUAUUGAAUAUAGGGCACAUCCUUUUUGGAUUCAGAAGUAUUGCCCUUCUCAUGAACAUGAUGGUACUCCACGAUGUUGCAGCUGUGAACGAAUGGAGUCACGAGAGACUGGAUAUGUUGGCCUUAAUGAUGGACGAAAGCUUUGCUUAGAAUGUCUGGAUUCUGCCGUCAUGGAUACCAACGAGUGUCAGCCCUUGUAUCUUGACAUACAAGAAUUUUAUGAAAGUAUAAACAUGAAAGUGGAGCAACAAGUUCCAUUACUCUUGGUUGAGAGGCAAGCUUUGAACGAAGCUAGAGAAGGAGAAAAGAAUGGUCAUUAUCAUAUGCCAGAGACAAGAGGGCUGUGUCUUUCUGAGGAACAAACUGUUAGCACUAUUCUAAGGCGACCAAGGUUUGGGACAGGAAAUCGAGCCACAAAUAUGAUUACAGAGCCCUAUAAAUUGACACGUCGAUGCGAGGUGACCGCUAUUCUCAUUUUGUACGGUCUUCCAAGGUUGCUUACCGGGUCAAUUCUUGCUCAUGAAAUGAUGCAUGCAUGGAUGCGACUUAAAGGUUUCCGCAAUCUCAGCCAAGAUGUUGAAGAGGGUAUUUGUCAGGUGCUAGCACACAUGUGGUUAGAAUCUCAGCUUGCAUCAGGCUCAAGUGCCAAUGCAGCAUCAAGUUCAUCUGCGACACCUUCCAGAAUUUCCAGGAAGGGAGGUGAAAGAUCUCAGUUUGACAGGAAACUUGGCGAGUUUUUCAAACACCAGAUUGAAUCGGACACUUCCCCAGUGUAUGGUGAUGGAUUCAGAGCUGGUCAUCAUGCAGUUAAUAAGUAUGGCCUUCAAGCAACCCUCGAGCAUAUUCGGAUGACUGGGGGAUUUCCCUUUUGAAGUCCCAAAAUCCUCAUGCUUACAACAAAUACUUAUUUCUUUCAAUGAUUUGUAUAGCUUUUGGUCUUGUCCUAUUAGAAUCUAAGGCCGAAGCACACAAAACCCUUUGUCCAUAGAAAUUAGAUCCUAGAUAGGCCUAUUUAUGCCUCUUGGUUGUAGAGGAUAAUGCUUAUUUUUUUCUGAUAAAUUAAUAAGAUGACGAUUUAUCGUAACUUCUCCG
Molecule: messenger RNA, 2371 nt
Organism: Carica papaya (papaya)
Lineage: Eukaryota; Viridiplantae; Streptophyta; Magnoliopsida; Brassicales; Caricaceae
Gene: DA1
Product: DA1
Molecular function (GO): ubiquitin binding
Source: RefSeq, a predicted model, not a curated record